UUAGGGAUUGGUUUUUGCUGAAGAAAUUGCCACAAAUGUUUGUCAAUGUCACUUGUGUUCAAUAACUACAUUGAGAGUUUAUUUUAUCUAAAUAGGUUCUUCUUUCCUCAUGAUCUUACACAAUUGUAAACAUCCUCCUCUAAAUGUGCAUAAGUAUUAUCUUAUUGUUUUAUUGUACAGCCUGCCAUCAUCUAAAGCCACGCGGGCAAGGCGCGAUUGUCCAGUAAAGGGGUGUGGAAGUGUGGGACUUCUUAGGGUUGAUCAUCAUUUAAGAAGAGUGCAUCAGCUGAAGAAAGAGGGAAGAAAAUACCGAAGUCUUUUAGACACAGCCGCUCCAACUGAAAAGUCGCCGUCUAAGGCUAAGAGACGAUUCAACAAUGAUCCAUUAUGGGCUGCGUUCAAAAAGCACCUAACAGGAAUCCAAGGGACAUCCCACAAAAAUGCAAACCAAGUGAUUAAGGAAAUACAAACAUGGAUUGAUAUGAGUGGGAUGUCCCUUAGAUCGGCUCUAAGGCCACCAAACCUGAAUGAGACCAUGGAUAGGCUACGCGCCUCAUCCCUGCAGCCGGGGACAAUCAAACACUAUGGGUCAAGCUUGCUUAAACUCACAGUGUACCUUGACUUAAACCCGGCUGCGAGGAGGGCUCUGGCCAUCUCAGAAAAGUAUUUAAGCAAUGCAAAGAGAUGCAUUGAAUACCUGCUCAAGCAUUUGAAAAAACUUGUAAAACGCAGGCAAUCAACUGUGAGAUCCCAAAUAACAGAAGAAAUUCUCAGCCACGAAGACCUGGAUUUGUAUCAUGAAGCUUGCAAAGGCAAUUUGCAGAACAUUCUAGACCAAGUAAAUGCUGGGAAGGUGCUUUCUGAAAAAGAUUCAACGUACUUCAGAACGUACUUAAUGUUGGCACUACUCCUGUCCAACGCAGGUAGGGCAGGAGUAGUUGCCAACAUGGAGUUUCAGGAGUUCGAAGCAGCCAAGGCCGUAAAUAAUCGGUGGGUGAUCAUUGUCAAACAACACAAGACGGCGGACGUGGCUGGCCCAGCACCGGUUGUGGUGAACGCAGAAAAUGCUGGGCCACCUCCAACUUUAUUCAGAUAA
Molecule: messenger RNA, 1096 nt
Organism: Asterias rubens (European starfish)
Lineage: Eukaryota; Metazoa; Echinodermata; Asteroidea; Forcipulatida; Asteriidae
Exons: 7
Coding region: 110-1096 (328 amino acids)
Source: RefSeq, a predicted model, not a curated record